Molecule: messenger RNA, 1302 nt
Organism: Suillus subalutaceus
Lineage: Eukaryota; Fungi; Basidiomycota; Agaricomycetes; Boletales; Suillaceae
Exons: 3
Coding region: 1-1302 (433 amino acids)
Biological process (GO): double-strand break repair via single-strand annealing; double-strand break repair via homologous recombination; mitotic recombination
Cellular component (GO): nucleus
Source: RefSeq, a predicted model, not a curated record
AUGCAGCGGCCAGCAUCAGGAUUCGGUCAGCCUCAAUCGAGGGUUAUUACCGGCGGCGCGAUGUCGUUCGAUGCGUCGAUGCAUGGCAGCUUUGGAUCAACAAACUCCUUUGCUGAUCACUCACUCUCUAUGGAUAUGUCUGACGAUACGGCCAUCAAGAUCGCUACGCUUCAGGCUAAGCUAAACAAGAAACUUGGGCCGGAGUACAUCUCACAGAGACCUGGACCUGGAGGUGGACCUAAGCUCACGUAUGCGGAAGGGUGGAAAAUUAUUAACAUUGCAAAUGAAGUGUUUGGGUUCAAUGGGUGGAGUUCCCAAAUUGUCAAUAUGACUACCGACUACAUGGACUACAAUGAGGAGUCCAAGAGGUGUAACGUUGGUGUUUCUUGCAUCGUCCGUGUCACCCUCAGAUACGGUGUGUUUCACGAAGAUGUGGGAUAUGGGGCGGCAGAGAAUGCGAAGGGCAAAGCUCAGGCUAUCGACAAGAGUAAGAAGGAAGCUGUGACUGAUGCAUUGAAGCGAGCGCUCCGCAACUUCGGAUCACUCCUUGGAAAUUGUUUAUAUGACAAGUCAUAUACCCAAGAGAUCACGAAAAUUAAAGUCCCACCUGCAAAAUUCGACAAGUCCGAGCUAUAUCGCCGUCCAGAGUUUGAUGACACCAAACCUAACAUAGCAGGCAGUAUUUCAGUGGCUGCACCUACUUCAGUACAAACAGCACCACCAACGCCGUCGAUUGCUUCAGAUGUGAAAACGAACAAGGUUGUGGUCAAGUCCGAGCCACCUCAGGGUGCAGAGGCCCCGAUCACAUAUAUCCCCCGACACUUACGACAGGAGAUGGCUUCCGGUGCAAGUGGUUCCACAAGCACUACCCCAAUCCGUAACGACCAAGCAUCUGGGAGUGGUCACGGUGCUACCAACGGCCUGAACACUCCUAUCCAUACACCAGUCCAACGAGCGGGGAAUGCAAAUCGCGGGCAGUACAGGCAAACUGCCCCGUCACCACUUGUUCAGCCUGAGCAACGACGUGUGUCUUUUACUGAACCUGCUGCAGAACCGCCGCCAGUGGACGAGGUCGAACUACCAGUGGCUGAUGAGACGUCAUACAGUAUUGACUCAGAAGACGACGAAUUCUACGCUAACGUUGACCUCGGGGAUGGUGAUUUGGGGAGACCGAUCGACUUCGAAGAGGGCAUGGGUGGAGUGAGUGUCUCGGACGUGACUUUUGACCAGGGGAAAGCCGCUACAUCUGGGAAUCCUCGAGAAUCCUCAAAGCGACUCGGUGCAUGGACAGGAGAUCUCUAA